Molecule: messenger RNA, 1086 nt
Organism: Colletotrichum acutatum
Lineage: Eukaryota; Fungi; Ascomycota; Sordariomycetes; Glomerellales; Glomerellaceae
Exons: 2
Coding region: 1-1086 (361 amino acids)
Source: RefSeq, a predicted model, not a curated record
AUGUUACAAAACCGGUGCGACUGCACGAGAGACAAGCCGGAUAUCAAUCGGGCCAUCAGCGUAGGUGAAGAUGCAGUGGAGAGGAUACCCAAGGACUGGCGUUACACUGCCCUGAUUUUGCGUCAGCUCGCCGUCUCGCGUGCUCAAGGUGUGGCAGUCGGUUCCAACACUCUAACAAGAAUUAUGGGGAGGCGGUUCGAGCAAACAGCGAACAUUGAGGAUCUGGAUCGUGCAGUCGGCGUUCUCACUGACACUGUGCCACUGAUCCCAAACAACCAGAUGGACUAUGUGGUCGGUACAAGCUACCUGGCAACCUUGCUGGGCAUACGUUCCGAGCAACAAGGCGAUGUGGACGACCUCAAUGCAAGCAUUUCAUACACGAAAAGUGCACUGCAGUUGAUGAGCAAUGAUGAUUUUGAUAGACCUGUUCAGCUGUACAAUCUAGAAAAUAGGCUUGCUGAGCGAGCGCAGUACACCGGCAUACUCAGCAAUCUCGAUGAUGCCGUUGAUUAUGGGCAACAAGCUUUACACCUGUUUCUGGGUAUACGAUUCAGCAUGGGUUCGAAGAAUCCAGAGGAUAUUAAACAAGCAAUCGACCUCAGUAGACAAGCGGCUAAGGAGGUGGACGGCGAUGAAAUGGGAAUGCGCGCGGCAUUGGCGAACGUUCUUUCGAAUAUGCGGGAAGAAAACUACAACCAAUAUGGCGAGGCUGCCAAUUUGGACGAGGCUUUUGAUGUUCUCGGAGACGUCCUUCAAGGUGGUCUCCCAGACACUCUCCCCGAGAGAGGAUACUUGAAAUUCGGCUUGGAAUUCAGCUUGGGGGAUGUGCUCCACGCGCGAAGUUUCCACGCUGGUGACGCCACGGAUUUGGAGAAAUCUAGAGGAGCUUUUCAAUGGGCAUGGAAUUCUCGGACUGCUCCACUAACGAUUCGAAUCGAGGCUGCGGUUCGGGCUGCUGAGGUUGCCAAGGAGCGUCUAGAUAAUCACAAUUCCCUCGACUCUGGCACGCUAAGUAUGAUCUUUGCGUCAACCCAUGGGUCGUCCAUCAUUCUGAUGUCUUCGCCUGAACCCGAUGAUUUGAUAUGA